This is a messenger RNA of Salmo salar (Atlantic salmon), 2908 nucleotides long. Its product is annotated as proton myo-inositol cotransporter. Gene Ontology annotation, molecular function: myo-inositol:proton symporter activity. The record is from RefSeq and is a predicted model, not a curated record. NCBI's taxonomy places the organism in Eukaryota, Metazoa, Chordata, Actinopteri, Salmoniformes, Salmonidae. Gene Ontology annotation, cellular component: apical plasma membrane. Gene Ontology annotation, biological process: transmembrane transport; myo-inositol transport.
GGAGGUUGUUUCGAUUUAGGAAUUCAAUGACGUCCCCCAUGUAGGAUACAGCCAGGUAUGACUCCUUCCCUCUCUCGCCAAUCGUCAGAUGAAUCAUGUGACUUCAGUAAAAGUACCCGUUUGGUAGCAUAGCCUAGAGCAGACAGCAGCGGAGUCAGCUGUUUGGCCACAGUCCAGAAAACUUGCUCCAAAGAUUAUCAUCCGUAAAGAAACGACAAUGAAUACAAGCUGCGUAGUAUGAGCAACCCUAUAGGCGUCAUGAGGAAGAAAGUGACGGACGACAGAGAGCGGCGGAGUCUCAUCAGAGCGCCGUCUGAAUCGAGCACCAACAACCCUGGCGUCACCGUCACCUCUGCCGCCGGUGAACCGGAGCUGGCAACCGACCAGGAUGUCACACCGGUAUUCGUGUACGUCUUGGCGUUUUUUUCUGCCCUGGGUGGCUUCCUUUUUGGCUAUGACACCGGGGUGGUCUCUGGGGCUAUGCUUCUCCUGAAAAAAGAAAUGCAUUUGACCGCUCUAUGGCAGGAGUUGUUGGUCUCCAGUACCGUGGGUGCAGCGGCGCUCUCUGCCCUGGCUGGCGGGACUCUGAAUGGGCUCUUCGGGCGCAGGAUCUGCAUACUAAUGGCCAGCUUCAUUUUUACUGCUGGAGGAGUUGUGUUAGGUGCUGCUCCAAACAAGGAGGUUCUUCUUGUCGGAAGGAUUACAAUUGGUUUGGGAAUAGGGAUUGCCUCCAUGACGGUUCCUGUUUACCUUGCGGAGGUCUCCCCACCACACCUGAGGGGUCAGCUGGUCACCAUUUACACCCUCUUCAUCACAGCCGGACAGUUUAUUGCCAGUGUUGUGGACGGGGCCUUUACUUACCUGCACCACAAUGGCUGGAGGUACAUGUUGGGUCUGUCCAUUGUCCCUGCGGUGCUCCAGUUCUUUGGGUUCCUAUUCCUUCCAGAGAGUCCCCGCUGGCUCCUUCAGAAGGGCCUUACCCAGCAGGCCAGGCAGGUGCUCAGCAGGAUCCGCGGCGGUCAGAACAUUGAAAAGGAGUACAACAGAAUGAGGUCCAACAUCGAGGAUGAGGAGAAGGAUGCAGGAGGUGGCCUAGUACUGUGGCGUAUGCUGACUCGCCCUCCCACCCGCAGAGCCCUGACCAUAGGCUGCGGCCUGCAGAUGUUCCAACAGCUCUCUGGGAUCAACACUGUCAUGUACUACAGCGCCACCAUCCUACAGAUGGCGGGAGUGAGGGACGACAAGCAAGCCAUCUGGUUGGCUUCCGCCACCGCCGCCACCAACUUCCUGUUCACCCUGGUGGGGGUGUGGCUUGUGGAAAGAGUCGGACGCAGGAAGCUUACGCUGGGGAGCUUAAUAGGUACUGCUUUGAGUCUGACGGUCUUGGCUAUAGGGUUCUUGUUAUCAGCCCAGCACUCCCCUGCAGUCACUCUCCACCCCACUGACACCUCUCUCAACUCCACCUCCUGCACACUAUAUGGGUCCUGUGAGCCCUGCAUGUUGGAUCCUGACUGUGGGUUCUGUUACCGUGAGAACGGUUCCACUGUAUACGACUCUUCCUGCAUACCUGUCAAGCAAACAUCGGCCGAUGAAGCUGCCUGGGGCAGGUGUUCCAAUCUGAGCCAGGUCAGUGAUGGGUCUCUCUGGGCCUAUAACUACUGCCCCACUUCCUACUCCUGGAUAGUGCUGCUUGGGCUCAUCCUCUACCUGGCUUUCUUUGCUCCAGGUAUGGGGCCCAUGCCGUGGACAGUGAACAGUGAGAUCUACCCUCUGUGGGCCAGGAGCACUGGGAACGCAUGUUCAGCCGGAGUCAACUGGAUCUGUAACGUCCUGGUGUCACUCACCUUCCUCCACGUCGCUGAGUACCUCACCUACUAUGGUGCGUUCUUCCUCUACUCAGGCCUGACUGUGCUGGGGCUGCUGUUUGUGCUGGGCUGUCUGCCAGAGACCCAGGGCCGCAGGCUGGAAGAGAUGGAGGCCCUGUUCUCCGGAAACCUCUGCUCCUGCAGUGCGUCUGACUGGGAUGGGGACGGAUCCAGAAACAUCCUGUACAACAGGGUAAAAGGGAGCGACAUCCUCUCAGACAAUGAUGCCUCGGACAUGGAGUAGACGUGGCGCGUCAAGGAAUCUCUCUCUCUCACACCUUCAUGUCCUUUGGUUGGUGGACUUACAGGCAGCGGUGUUAAACUCACUUGUUGACUGGGCCUUUAGCAUAUAGCAGCUCUCCUAACUGGCUGGUGGACGAGACUUCAACUCUCCUGACUGGCUGGUGGACGAGACUUCAACUCUCCUAACUGGCUGGUGGACGAGACUUCAACUCUCCUAACUGGCUGGUGGACGAGACUUCAACUCUCCUGACUGGCUGAUGGACGAAACUUCAACUCUCCUAACUGGCUGAUGGACAAAACUUCAACAUAGCAUUUGAUUUACUGUAGCUGUGGAUGUCUAUGGUGGAGUUGAAAUACUUCAUUUCGUGUAUUAGUAACUAAAAUUGAUGUUUUGUAAUUUUCUAGCCCCAUAGAGAGUUCAGCCAAGUGCACUAUGGAGUUAAAGCGUAGCAUAUAUAUAUCAGUGAGUAUAUCAAAGCAGUAAACACCACUGGAAUAUAAUAUUACUAUUAUAAUAGUAUAGUAGUGUAUUCAUUUCCAAUGCUUAUAAAGUCCCACAAAUGUGUAGUAAUAUUGCAUUUGUUUCUGUCCUUGGAUUUUGUUAUUUCUUUAGCUCCAGUAGUAGUAAAGUGGUACUAUCUGGAGAUGUGUGGCUUCUCAGUCAGGACCAAUGUUUUAAAAAAAUGUAUUGGCACACUAGCCUUAAUUUGUUUGAAUAUUUUGAUGACAUUACUAUAUUUGUUAAUCCUUUGCUACAGAUUGCACAUUGAUAAACCUAAUGAAAUUAACCUUUCCUUUCA